GGGGCAGGAGGGGGUCGGCCCGUUCUCAUUGGACCCCUUUCAUCCCGAGUGAAGUGCGAGUGGGAGGAGAAUUUCCAGCAGCGGAGGAGAUCAAAAAUAAACCCCCUCGUGUCCAGAGAAGAGCAGAAAGUAAAAAUACCCCCGAUGUGUCCGGACCGCCGCUGCUGAGAGGUACAACAAGGGAACCAGGAAGGACCACUGAGACGGACUGGCGUUAAAUACCAGACACACUUUGACCAAGACUGGCUGAGGGGGGGUCAGGAGGGCGGCGGGGGGGGGUCCAAACAAAUCACUUUUCCUUUGGAGAGAUCUUAUUGGAGGAGACGCACUACAUACCAGAGAUAAAGGACACACGUUGUGAUAAAAAACCGUUCCAGAGGAGAAGAUGCGUUCCGCCGUGCGCGUCGCCUUGGCGCUGCUGUGCGUAAUGCGCGCGGCGCCCCGCGCCCCGUUUGAGUCUGAGGACGUUGUACCUGUUCGGAUGAACCACAGGACCAGUGGCCGCUUUUGGAAACGAAGCGAAGAACGGCCGAGUUUUCCCCUCUGCGCAUUCGACAAGGAGCUGAGCCUGUCCCUGAUCCCGGACACCGGAUUCAUCGCGCCCUACUUCACGGGGCAGCGCGUUUUACGUGGCGCUCCGGGCGCGCGUCCCGCGGCGGAUCUCCGCACGGAGGAGGGCGAGGGACGGCUCAGGGGUUGCUUCUACUCGGGGACAGUGGACGACGACCAGAGCUCGGUGGUGGCUGUCAGUUUGUGCUCCUGGCGUCUUGGGCUCCUUCGUAACGGAGGGGAACGAGUAUUUCAUUGAGCCCAAACUUCGCGGGGUCCCGGGGCCCGAUUCCGCAGAGCAGCUGCACGUCGUCCGGAGGAGGACGUUCGCCCGCAGCCUCGGCGUUCCCCUGCCGUGGGAUCAGGAGGCGGCGGCGGACGAGAAGCCCAAAGGGGGAAGUUUUACGCGGGGCCACGGUGACGCACGGAGGGCACCUCGCCGGAGACGCUUCAUUUCUGCGCCUCGGUUCAUCGAGACCCUGGUGGUGGUUGAUUCAACCAUGGCCCACUUCUAUGGAGAUGAAGUAAAGCACUACAUUCUGACCCUGAUGUCGAUGGCCGCCCAGCUUUACAAGCACCCCAGCAUAAAGAACUCGGUCAGCGUGGUGCUGGUGAAGAUGCUGGUGGUGGAGGACGAGGAGGUCGGCCCGGAGCUCUCCAGCAACGGGGGCGUCGCUCUGAGGAACUUCUGCUCCUGGCAGCAGCUCUUCAACCCGACGAGCCAGAGGCACCCGGAGCAUUACGACACGGCCGUGCUCUUCACCCGAGAGGUGAGCCCUCCCCCUCCCCCUCCCCCCCCCCCGGCCACGUCUUCUCCUGCACACACGGUGCUCUUAGUUUGUCGUUUGUCAUUUGGCUGCUCUCCCAGAGUUUGCUCGGGUGAAACAAAGAAGACCCUCAGCCAGAGAUUAGUGAGGAUUGACAGUUAUUUUUGUGAACACCACAUAGUCAGAGCAUCUGAGAAGA
Molecule: messenger RNA, 1515 nt
Organism: Gasterosteus aculeatus aculeatus (three-spined stickleback)
Lineage: Eukaryota; Metazoa; Chordata; Actinopteri; Perciformes; Gasterosteidae
Source: RefSeq, a predicted model, not a curated record